Molecule: messenger RNA, 896 nt
Organism: Dipodomys spectabilis (banner-tailed kangaroo rat)
Lineage: Eukaryota; Metazoa; Chordata; Mammalia; Rodentia; Heteromyidae
Product: zinc finger protein 180-like
Exons: 1
Coding region: 1-816 (271 amino acids)
Cellular component (GO): nucleus
Source: RefSeq, a predicted model, not a curated record
AUGUGUGCAGCAUAUAGUCCUCAUGUGUCUUCUGUAGUUGACGAACGUAAACAGUGUGAAAAGUCUUUCACUGAGAAGAAAUACCCUGUCGUCCCUCAGAGAACACACACAGGAGAGAAACCUUAUAAAUGUAACAUGUGUCAAAAGUCUUUCACCCAGAAAUCAAAGCUUACUGUCCACCAGAGAACACACACAAAAGAGAAACCUUUUGAAUGUAACAUUUGUGGAAAAUCUUUCAUAUGCAAGGCAUAUCUUACUAGACACCAGAGAACACACACAGGAGAGAAACCUUAUGAAUGUAACAUGUGUGGAAAGUCUUUCACCUGGAAGACACACCUUACUGUCCACCAGAGAAUACACACAAAAGAGAAAAUUUUUGAAUGCAACAUUUGUGGAAAGUCUUUCUCCUGGAAGGCAUAUCUUACUCUCCACCAGAGCACACACACAGGAGAGAAACCUUAUGAAUGUAACAAGUGUGGAAAGUCUUUCACCCAGAAAUCAAAGCUUACUCGCCACCAGAGAACACACACAAGAGAGAAACCUUAUGAAUGUAACAUUUGUCAAAAGUCUUUCACUGAGAAAUCAAAGCUUACUCGCCACCAGAGAACACACACAAAAGAGAAACCUUUUGAAUGUAAUAUUUGUGGAAAGUCUUUCUCCUGCAAGGAAUAUCUUACUCUGCACCAGAGAACACACACAGGAGAGAAACCAUAUGAAUGUAACAAGUGUGGAAAGUCUUUCACCCAGAAAUCAAUGCUUACUCGCCACCAGAGAACACAUACUAGAGAAAAACCUUAUGAAUGUAACUUGUGUUGAAAGUCUUUCACCCAAAAAAGAAACCUUACUGUGCACCAGAAAACACACACAUUAGAGAGACCUUAUGAAUGUAACAUGUG